Molecule: messenger RNA, 1162 nt
Organism: Onychostoma macrolepis
Lineage: Eukaryota; Metazoa; Chordata; Actinopteri; Cypriniformes; Cyprinidae
Gene: mbd4
Product: methyl-CpG binding domain protein 4
Exons: 7
Coding region: 264-971 (235 amino acids)
Biological process (GO): DNA repair
Cellular component (GO): nucleus
Molecular function (GO): catalytic activity; DNA binding
Source: RefSeq, a predicted model, not a curated record
CCUCCGAAGCACUAGAUGUCGACAGAGCAGAAGUGUUCAACCCCCAAGCGCUCCUGAGCUUCCGUCGCCGGUGUUUACACUCACGGCGUGAAGCUCUUCGGGCUCCUGUGAGAUCGGCUUGUGUUAUUAGACUGUGAUCGGUGUUUGAACACAGAUUAUUCGCCGAAGCGUUGCGAGAAUGCGGUCUGAGGACAGCACCAGUCCUCAGGGAAAGAUCUUCAGAUCCAGGACCCCGCUUCACAGCGACUGACAAACACAGGGAGAUGCCUCAGACUCCACACAAGAGAAGAACACAGAGGAGAGAGACGAGAAGAGCCAGUCCAGACAAUCGUUUACAGCCGACUCUGGACACAAGACUGCAGUCGUCUUCAGAGAGCCAUCGGCUAGAGCCAGCAGAGACGCCCGGAGGACGGGAGGACGUGUCUCCGUCUAGAAACACCGGCAGCAGGUUGAAGUUAUUAGCAGAGAAACGGAAGACGAGUCCAUACUUCAGUGGAAGGACUGAGGCUCUCAGUCCUCCGAAGCGCAAGGCCUUCAGGAAGUGGACUCCGCCGCGCUCGCCCUUCAAUCUGGUGCAGGAGACACUGUUUCACGACCCCUGGAGGCUUCUGGUGGCCACAAUCUUCCUCAACAAGACCAGCGGUAAGAUGGCGAUCCCGGUGCUGUGGGAGUUUUUCCAGCGCUAUCCGAGCGCAGAGGUGAUGCGGGCGAGUGACUGGAGACCGCUGUCUGUCCUUCUGCAGCCGCUGGGUCUCAGCACGCUCCGCGCCAAAACACUCAUCCGCUUCUCCGAUGAGUAUCUGAAUAAAUCGUGGCGGUAUCCCAUCGAGCUCCACGGCAUUGGCAAAUACGGCAACGACUCAUACCGUAUCUUCUGUGUGGAGGAGUGGAGAGAGGUCACUCCAGACGACCACAAGCUCAACGACUAUCACGCCUGGCUCUGGAAAAACCAGGAGCAAUUAGGAAUCUGAUUUUAUUUUAAUAAAUCAUAAUGUCUGCAGUAGCAUAUGUGAAUCAGUGUCUCUGUAUCAGUAACUCACCAGAGAUCUUUCUCCUGAAAACAUGAGCUGUUCUUAUUGUUUUAUCAUGUUUGUUCAUCAGUUCAAGGAAAAAUGUUUUUGCAAAUGUUGUGUAAAAAUAAAUGAGUUUUUUAUCUUUUGUA